GUCAUGUGUUGCUGUCGCUCUCCGGCUCAAGUACUUCUCACGCGUCGCUUGUACAGUUUUAGUGUCCUUUUACAUUUUGAGGAUAUUUGAUCGAUUAAGGAGUUGUUUCGGGUGAUAAGACCGUGACAGAUAAAUGAGGCUUCUUCAUUAGCAGUGUAUCUAGUGGUGCGUUGAGAGGAAAAUUAAUUGCUGCCUCCCCAAUCGAAGAAAUGUUAACUAAAUUAUCGGACACAGACAGACGUGUUCUUAUUGUUCUGUCUUCGUAUUUUUGAUGAUCAUUAGUUGCGACUGAUGACGACAUAUGAUCGGAAGUGACCAUUGUGAGUGGCCAGCGGCGUUGAUCAGUCGCUACGUCAUUUCCUGCCCACGUGUGACCAGCUGUCAUCUGGAUUCAGAAAACACCCGAAUUUGACAGGUGGCCAAAAGGACUUCAGAGCGCCGGGGAAAAUUCUUCAGCAUCGACAGUACUCCCAUUCUCAAGGGUCGCUAUUGUCAUUGACUUAUUUUAUCUCGAAUCCGCCAUUCCUACUCUUGUCGGGAAGUAAGCAAAUGGAAUUAAGAUAGAAGUGAAAAGAAAUAAAAGAACAAACGAAAUUCCGACGCUUGUGCCAUCCUCCGGGAACCUAACGCAGAGGAAGCUUCAAUCACCCUUGCCACAAACGACGUCAGCAGAACAGAAAAAAAGGGUGUAGUGUGCACGUUUGUCUCGCAUCUGUCGAAUUCCCAACUGUUAAACUACCCGGGACCCUGGCCGAUAUUCGCUGAGAAAAAGUGUUCAUUUAUUACGUUUUUAUUGGCACGGAGCGAAAUAGUUUGUUUGAUUGGAAAAUAAUUUCUCUAUUUAUCUCUGAAGGUGAAAGUUUGAAUUCAGACUUUUAAUUACAACCAGUUAGAUAAUAGCGCAGAGAGCGAUCUGAAAAAAAGACGAGGAAACGAAAUGAUCUGGCAAGAGUAAUUAAUUUACUCUUGAUUUUUAUAAGUGACAUAUUGAAAAAAAGUAAACAAUCACAAGAUUUUCAAGUUACAGAUGGUGCUUCUAUAUUUCGAGAUACAGGCAGGACACAGAAAAAGAAGCCAUUAGCCCCCACCCCCGCACCCCUCUCCCCCGCCCACUGAAAUGUAGAUUCGACCACAGGCACAACGGGAAGUUAGCCACCGUAGACGGCACUUCCUUCUGCCUGAUCACCCAUUCUGGAACACGUGAUUGACGGAUUUAACAGUCGACGGCCUUUGUACCGUUUGCUUUGGGCCUCCGAGAGAGAUAAUAGAGAGAACAGUGUAUGUAAGUAACUAACUGGUUGUAGAAUUCAAAGAUCUCAUAAAAAUAUAAGAAUAGAACAAGAAAUUACACAGAAGAAAUUGGACUACCAAGUGACGAAUGUGUAACAUUUAUGAUACAUCUCCUUCCUGAGGUCGAGUGUUCACUGCAAGCGAAUUCUCAGCAAUCAAGCGCUUCCUGCUAUGAUUAGCGUAUCAUUAUCUGAUAUCUGCUGGUCCUUCUCCCAUCUCGCCUCAUGGGCUGCCUCCUGAGCGUCUCGAGCAACACCUGCGUCAAUGUUGUGGACUUGGCAGCAGUUGGAGGUUUCGGCGAUGUCUCCCUUCGGCGGAAGAAGCGCAGCAGCUUCCUCCACGUCAGCCGAUACUCCUCCCUCUUCGCCUCCAGGAAGAAGGGCGGCGGCGGCGAGGGAUUCGACACCCCUUUGUCGUCGAAGAAGACCGGCUUCCUCGUCGCGGAUGCCCUGAGGAACCUCCAGAGGGCGCACUCCUUCCGCCACGGCGAAUGCUACUUGUGCAACUACAAGAACAAGAACUGCAAUGGCGUGUGCAUCCACAGGGAGAUCUUCACCUCCGUGAAGCCCGGCUAUUACUCGAGCUAUUAUGACACGGGAUCCCACGAAGGCCUCGCCCGCGGGGGGACGCUUCGGAAAUCGCUCACGGCUCUGCCCUCAAGGGACAGCGACGUCUUCAGCGUCGACUCGCUUUCGAAAGGCACGAUCCUGCGCCGCACCAUCAACCGGGGCUCGUCCAGAUCCUUCAAAGCCAAGAACAGGAAAUCGAUGAGGUCCAUCACGGCCUUCCCGACGGACGCGCCGCCGCCGGAGCUGGGCAUCAAACCCCAAAUCUCCUACAAGCUUCAGAGGAGGAGCCUCGGUCACGAAAUUUAUGAAGCUUCGAUAACGAGUAUCGAAGAGAACGAAGCCCUGGCGACCCUUCAAGAGAUCAUCUACGCCAACAGCCACGAAGAUUCGCCUUUCCCUUCCGGCCUCGAGAACAACGACGACGACGACGAUAGCAACUACGAGCCCGUGAGACCUCCGCUCCCGAAGAGGAACCGCGUCAGGCGGGACAGGAGCGACUACGCGAGCUCCCUUGAGUACGAUUCCCUCAUGAGAAGAGGCACGCUCACCGCCAGCGACUUCGGCCUCGUGAAGGGACCCCAGUCUAGUCCGCCUCUGCCGGCCAAGGUGGUGCCGAGCGCCCUCGACCCCAACCUCAGCUCGGACGACCUCACCGAUUCCGUUCUCUCGACGAGCAGCGACGGCAACGGCAGCACUAGGGGUCGCGGGGGCCAGUGCAGCGGCGAGGGGGAGGGAGACGAGGACCGGAGCCGAGGGUACGAGGAGAUCGGCGAGCGGGCGGCCAGCCAGGUGGAGGAACAGUGUGAUUCGGAGAACACCUACAGCGAAAUAGAAACCGAAAGUGGCCGAGGGUACGGAAGGGGCGCGGAAAGAAAUCCUCAGAGCAGUAAAGAGGAAAAUGUAUAUAACGAGAGAAGAGACCCGGUGUAUAAUAAAAAGAUGGAAACAAAAGAAGGAAAACACGAAGAGACCUCGUCAUUCGCAGAAACCUUGGACAAACCUCAUAAGGGGAAAGAAGAACAAGGAGAAAGUGCCAACUCCCAGAUGGACAACAGCGUGACCCCCGUGUACCUGGCAGCUCAGGAGGGCCACCUGGACGUCCUGCAGUACCUGGUGGAGAGUGCCGGCGGCCGCCUCGACCUCAGGGCCAAGGACGGCAUGGCACCCUUGCACGCGGCGGCGCAGAUGGGCUGCCUCAACUGCCUCAAGUGGAUGAUAACAGAACAAGGCGUGGACAUCAACCUGCGUGACGGAGACGGCGCGACGCCCCUGCACUUCGCCGCCUCCCGAGGACACGUGGAAACCGUCCGCUGGCUCCUGAAGAAGGGGGCCUCCGUGUCCCUCGACAAGUUCGGGAAGAGCCCCAUCAACGACGCAGCGGAUAACGACCACAUGGAGGUUCUCCAGCUCCUCGUCCAGCAUGGCACAGCGCCGGACUACGCCACGGAUUCGGACUCGACGGACUCGGGCUCACACCACCACCACUGCACGUGCCACCAGAGCAGCCGCUCUAAGAGAAAGGGUUCCGAGUGCUCAUUAACCGGAUCGGAUUCCUGUACAUCUUCGUGCGAAAGUGACUGUCACAGCUCUGGCAACAGUUCAGACUCUGGCGUACAUCACGAACCAUUUUAUUUGCAUCCACCGACUGCAACAGAGAGUGAAAACAAGAACCAAAAGAACUCCUUCUUCCUCAAUCCGCUUACAGAUCUAAAAGAAGCUUCUGAUAAAUACAGCAAAGAUAAAAUAGAGAAGGCAAAGUCAGGCGACAGCAGUGAUGACAAGUCAAAAGAGCCAUUCUAUCUACAUAAACCAGAGGCUGCAAGUUACCAACCUAACCGUGUACAAGAGCUCUUUGGUACCAAGAGCGUCAGAAACAGCGUGAAGCAGAUCGAAAGUAAGAAUCAGUCGGGAAAGAAAACCAAAUCCACAGAAAACGGAUCCCCCGAAGAACGCAGAGAAAACGGUCACUCCAGCGGAUCCGUCAAAGAAAAUGGGAAUUUCAGCAGAAACUCUAUUAGACGAAGCGAGAAGAAGAAUGGACCGUUUGAGUAUUCUAAUGUUAACUCCGAUAAGAAGAAAGGAAAGGUCAACUAUGAAGACAGAAAAUUGCCCAAGAUACCAUCUUCAUCAUCCCAAGCUGUCACAUCUUCAUUUAAAGUGAAGGCCGACGUGCACAGCGGCGACGACUCGGCCUCCGUCAGCAGCGGCGACCACGACCACCACUACGAGGACAUCGAUCCGGCCCUCAUGGCGAGUCGGGCGGCCGCGCGGGAGUCGGCGGGGCGCGCGCGAGACGCCGCCUCGGCCGCGUCUCCUUCCCGUCGCUCCUCCUCCUCCCGCUCGAACCCGAGGGAGGGAUCUUCCAAGGAGGAACACGAGGAAGAAGGCAACGGGGAGGCCGCACGACGCAAGCAGAGGCUCCAGGGCCUCGACGACCUCAUCGCUGAGUUCGACGACGGCGGCAGCGGCACCGCAGCGACCGCAGCCCGAGCAUCAUCGGGUCGCCGGCAACUGCAGUCUACGCUGUCGAUGCCACCUGCCGCGCCCCACCCCCCGGCGCCCUCGAAGGAGCGCGCGCCCGUCUCGCGCACCCACUCCGAGCCUCCGCCACCCCCGCCCAUGCCCUCCACCCCUUCGCCCAAGGCCUCGCCUUCGGCCUCGCACAAGACAACAGGGACCUUCGGCAGGAGGGACAGCCCCUCGCACUCCAGCGCCUCCUCCCCCUCCCAGUCGCCACCGUCCUCCAAGCCCUCGUCGCCCAGGGCCGCCCACGACGCCCUGCGCGCCUCCGCCCACGACGGAGAAGGGCCCAGCGAGGAGGGCGUGGUGAGGCCCUCCUGAGUUCAUCAGGAGGAACUCGCAGAGGAGCGAGAACGGAUCCUUCAGAGGAGGCCACAGGAAGCUCGAUAGGCCUACGUCCCUGCCCUUGGACGUCGCCGAGCACUACGGCAGGAUCUUGUCCGCUGGGAGGGACAGGGAGGCCCCUUCGGGCACGCAGGAGGACCCGGGGUUGUCGACGCAGCCCAA
Penaeus chinensis is the source of this 4886-nucleotide messenger RNA. Its product is annotated as espin-like. Gene Ontology annotation, molecular function: actin filament binding. The coding region runs from base 1515 to 4700 and encodes 1061 amino acids. Gene Ontology annotation, biological process: actin filament bundle assembly. NCBI's taxonomy places the organism in Eukaryota, Metazoa, Arthropoda, Malacostraca, Decapoda, Penaeidae. The transcript is spliced from 8 exons. Gene Ontology annotation, cellular component: cytoplasm. The record is from RefSeq and is a predicted model, not a curated record.